GGUGGAGGUUGCUGCGUCGACCUCAGUCAGUUACACUUGGAACCAUGGAUGCAAGUCCAAACUUGCGGCCAGGAAGCCCCGAGCCACGAGGAUAACAUCACACCCACACCGUGCGAUUGACCCUCCUUAAUUUGCUUCUUCUUCUUCGAUCAGCCAGGAGGAUAAGAUGUUUCCCCUAAUCUCCCAAGAAACUUGGCUUUGUUCUUUUUCGAGUUCAUGAGAUGGCCUGGAAGCGAGACUGCUCUGAACACCUUUUGUGGUUAGUGUGGUGCUUUACGGUAGUUCUUUUUUUUUCUUUUGGCAGGAGUAAUGUUUGUGUGUGUUUAGUCGCAUGUCAAGUGAUGUCCCCACAUACAAGCCCAACAGAACGGGCGUCCACAGGCCGGCCCUCGUGCACAAGUCUGGAUCAUGGCCACAGCGGCGGCGAGCUUACCCAUCGCCUGCCUCAACGUCGCCUUCCUGCUCCUGCUCGCCUUCUUCUACGUCUCGCGCCCUGCCGUGCCGCCGGACUCGGCGACGUCCAUGAACGGCUGGAGCGGCGACGAGCGCGAGUGGCACGGUCAUGGCGGCGGCUGCGACGGUGCUCACCGGCGGCUGGAGGCUGACAAGGACAGCUACCCGCGGGGACGGGGCUACGUCGAUUACCUUUACCUGUUCUACUGCAUCUGCGGCGACGAGCACCGGGCCCUUGGGUACGCCGCGAUGGCCGCGUGGCUCGCCGUGCUCUUCUACGUCCUGGGCGACACCGCCGCGGUCUACUUCUGCUCCAGCCUCGAGGGCCUCUCGCGCCUGCUCCGCCUGUCCCCGGCCGUGGCCGGCGUGACGCUCCUCUCGCUGGGCAACGGCGCGCCGGACGCGCUCUCCACCGUCGCCUCCUUCGCGUCGGGCGGAGGCGGCGGGAAGGGGGCGAGCACCGCCGUGGGUCUCAACGGCUUGCUCGGCGGCGCGCUGUUCGUGUCCUCCGCCGUGCUCGGCGUCAUCUGCCUCCGCGUCGGCGGCCGCGGCGUCGCCAUCGACAGAGGCAGCUUCUUCCGGGACGCAUGCUUCCUCCUCCUCGCCCUCGCCGCCGUCGCCGUCGUCCUCGCCGUGGGCGAGGUCAGCAUAUGGGGCGCCCUCGCCUUCACCUCCCUCUACCUUGUAUACGUCCUCGUCGUCGUCUUCAUCCACGGCAGAUCGCACGACGGAGAGGCAGAGGCGGCGUGGGUCGACAACACCCCGGCCUCGUCCGAGCUCUGCAACGUCGUGGAGACGGAUUUUUACGCCCCGGACCAAGAUCCGCUGCUCCCCGAAACGGCGCCCCUCCUGCAGUACUACGCCGGCGACGCAACGAAGAAGAAGAGGAGCGUGUUCUGGUCGGUGGUGCGCGUGCUGGAGCUACCUCUGUACCUCCCGCGGCGGCUGACCAUACCGGACGCGAGCGAGGAGCGCUGGAGCAAGCCGGCCGCGGUCGCCGCGGCGACCCUUUCCCCUGUCUUCCUCUCCUGCCUAUGGAGCCACGCCACCGGGAGCCCGCUUCUCGCCCCCCUCCUCGGCGGCAUCGCCGGCCUGUUCCUGGGCCUGCUCGCCUUCCUCGGCACGAACGCUGAUGCCCCGCCGACGAAAUUCCUCUCCGCCUGGCUCGCCGGUGGGUUCGUCAUGAGCGUGGCCUGGGAGUACGUCAUCGCGAACGAGCUCCUCUCCCUUCUCGUGUCCGCCGGCCUGGUGCUGGGCGUGGAUCCGGCGACGCUGGGGAUGACAGUUCUAGCAUGGGGCAACUCGCUGGGCGACCUCAUCGCCAACGUGGCCGUGGCCGUGGCGGCGCGCCGCGGUGGAGCCCAGGUGGCCGUAGCCGGUUGCUACGGCGGGCCGGUGUUCAACGUCCUCGUUGGGCUGGGCCUGUCUCUGCUGCUUUCUUGCUGGGUCGGGUACCCGAAUCCGGUAGCGAUACCCUGGGAGCCCAGGCUUUAUCAGACGCUAGGCUGGGUAGCUACUGGGCUUUUCUGGGCCUUCGUCAUGCUCCCGAGAAGGGGCAUGAAGGUGGAUAGGACGCUGGGCUUUGGGCUCCUUGCCAUAUACUUGUGUUUCUUGUGUACUACUCCCUGCCUUUUUGCUUAAUUUAAAGGUUCCAACGGCUUUUCCCUCUA
Molecule: messenger RNA, 2123 nt
Organism: Triticum urartu
Lineage: Eukaryota; Viridiplantae; Streptophyta; Magnoliopsida; Poales; Poaceae
Product: cation/calcium exchanger 1-like
Biological process (GO): monoatomic cation transport; transmembrane transport
Cellular component (GO): membrane
Molecular function (GO): monoatomic cation transmembrane transporter activity
Source: RefSeq, a predicted model, not a curated record